This is a messenger RNA of Bemisia tabaci, 2316 nucleotides long. NCBI's taxonomy places the organism in Eukaryota, Metazoa, Arthropoda, Insecta, Hemiptera, Aleyrodidae. The record is from RefSeq and is a predicted model, not a curated record.
GUAUCCACUGUGAAUCGAGAUGUCCUAUCGGCUGGUAUGGAGACAAUUGUAAGCAGCAAUGCAAUUGCAUGCAUGACAGCUCUUGUGACCAAUUCACGGGAGUCUGCACAUGUGCCCGUGGUUGGAAUGGAGGCACUUGUAGUCAACCUUGCUUGCCGGGAACUUACGGUUACGACUGUGAAGAAGAUUGCCUAUCAAGAGGACUUAAAAGUGAAACCUGUGACCACGUAAUGGGACAAGUGAAAUGUCGACCUGGCUUUGCUGGUGUUAGUUGCGAGAACCCAUGUCCUGCCGAUUACUAUGGCCAGGAUUGCCUAGAACGCUGCCACUGUAAGAACGGAGCAGACUGUCAUCAUAUAACUGGUGUUUGCCAGUGUUCGCCAGGCUGGACUGGAACUUCUUGCGAAAUACCGUGUCCUGAUUACACGUGGGGCCAUAACUGCACGCAGCAAUGUCAGUGCCGCAACAAGGAAAAAUGCCGUCCGUACGAUGGAGAGUGUAAAUGCAACCCUGGUUGGAUGGGAAAACGCUGCAAUGAGCGCUGUGGGGAAGGAUUCUAUGGUCUGCAUUGCAUGGAAUCUUGUCAAUGUCGUGAAAAUUUCAUUUGUCAUCCGGUGUCCGGAUGUGCGUGCAGAUAUGGAUUCACGGGCGAAGACUGCACAACAGAGCUAGUCCAGGGUCUGGGCGGCAGAGACGGCACGAACAGUAGCAGCUCAAUAGGUAUCAUGCUAGGACUUUUCGUUGGUGUGUGUUUGGUGGGAGUGAUCAUCGCUCUUUGGAUGUAUUACAGGAAAAGAGUCGAAAACCUUAAAACGGAAAUAGCGCAAGUCCAAUAUAUUGCUGAUCCUCUUAGCUCACCAGAUCGGCAUCAUUUCGACAACCCAGUCUACUGUUAUGGUGCUGCCAGCAGCGGUAAUACGGAUAGUCUUUUAAGUAACAAUAUGACAAUAAGAAACAAUUUAAGAGAUCGUGAAAAACCUACGAACCUUGAAAGGCAGAAACUUGGAUACUCUGACGAUGAUCAGUCGGACACUGCAAGCAGUCGAGGAGCGUAUGGAAUGUCCGAAACUUAUCUGAAGAACAGAGAUGCGGAUUUGACAAAUCCAAAUCUGUACCAUAGUAUCGAAGAUUUCAAGGAACAUCUCUACGAUGAAAUAAAGAACCUAAAACCUCCUGUGGAGGAAGAGUACGAUCAUUUGGACUACACGAGGGCAGGCAGCUCCUUGAAACCUCACUACCAGAAAAUGGCGAAUUCGCUCAGAAGCGAGAGCAGUGACCCCUCGUCAGGCGGUGAAAACAGCUCGAGUAGUUUAAAUAACCAGAGCACCCGAAAAGACUUGUAAUUUUUAGUCAUAGCAUAUUGUACGUAUCUGCAUUUUAUACCAAUAAGUGUUUCAUAGUUGGACCUACUGUGAAAGGAAUCUAAUCAAAAUAGUCAGGCUGGGCUCUCGCCGAUUUUCUGUAAAAAUCUAACGUAAAAGCUAGCUGUGUAUCUCACUAAAUGCUGUCUUUUACCGCACCUUGGAGGCUAGGCAAAGUAAUUCAAGUAGUAUCAAAAUUUGAUCUUUAGGAUUCUGUGAUACACAGCGCUCUGACGUUUCCCUCUAAUUUGGAAAACUAGGGUGCAGUACGAAACAUUUUUUCUGAUUGAAUCAAAUCUUGGGCUCUCAAUAAAUUGCAAAUCUCUGAUGCAAAUUGCAACAUUUUUAAAUUUCUUACCUUAUUUCAUGUUUUUGAAAGAAAAUUAGCUACAAUAUGUCCUCAAAAUUUUCUGCGAAUAUUUUUGAAUGAGUGAAAAUAAUUCACAAAAAAUAUAUAGGAAAGCUGUUGGUUGGUUUUCUUCCUCAAACCAUUGAGGAUGAGCAGAGACUUGCAACAUCGCAAUUUCAGAUACAUUUUCUUUGACUUAGCCGUUGACUGCUUCUCUCAAGGACCUUUUAAAUGAAUUUUUGUCUUGCUACUCAAAUUUUAAAAUGUCCCAAAUAAAUGUUCGACUAUUUAAAUGGAGGCCCACUUUAUUCAAUCAGAUGAAGUAAUUUUGUAAUCUGCAAAAUAUUGACAAGGUGCUGGAUCGCAGAAUAGUCCUGCAAAGUAAAUUUUUAUGUAUCUACUUUUAUAACCAUCCCAUUAAAUGUAAUUUCAAUGGGAAUCAAAAAUACUCAACAUAAUGUAAGAGUUGGCGAGAGAUACCUCACUGUACAUAGGUUACAAAAGGUUUAUUUAUCGAUUAUUUUGUCUCAAAUCGAGAGAGACAUACACAUGAGAGUCGCUUUUAUAGAGCUCUCUGGCGCUCUGCAACGCCUAACUGCCACAAAA